CCGUGCUGCCAGGAAGAAGAUGGGGCUCCUUUUACUUCUAAUAAUUUGCCAGUGUGCCAUAAACAGUAUCAAAACACACAGUGUUUCAAAGCCCAAUAUAAUUUUACUGAUGGCUGAUGAUCUUGGUAUUGGAGACCUGGGAUGUUACGGGAACAGAACCUUAAGAACCCCUAAUAUUGACAGGCUAGCAGAGGAAGGAGUGACACUUACUCAGCAUAUAGCAGCAUCCCCACUUUGUACUCCAAGCAGGGCGGCUUUCUUGACAGGGAGAUAUCCUAUAAGAUCAGGAAUGGCUGCCUUUUCACGAGUUGGUGUCUUCUUAUUUUCUGCCUCUUCUGGAGGACUUCCUUCUGAAGAAAUAACUUUUUCCAAACUCCUGAAGCAGAAAGGUUAUGCAACAGCUCUAAUAGGAAAGUGGCAUCUUGGGAUGAACUGUGAAAGCAGUAAUGACUUCUGUCACCACCCCCUCAGUCAUGGAUUUGAUUACUUUUAUGGCCUUCCUGUGACCAAUUUUAGAGACUGCAAACCUGGCCAAGGCAGUGUAUUUUUAAAAGGAGUUCAGAAAGACCUUGUCAUCCCAAUCCAAAUCACUGGAAUCGCCCUCGUGUCUUUGGUAGUAGUGCAGUACAUCGGUCUUCUCAAAGUACCCUGCCAAGCAUUGGGUUACUUCUUGUUAAUAAUCACAAUUUCACUUGUGGUUUUGAUUUUUUUCUUCUAUCAUUUUCGACAACUAAACUGUUUUUUAAUGAGGGACCAUCAGAUUAUCCAGCAGCCACUGUCCUAUAAGAACCUUACUCAGAGGCUGACAAAAGAAGCCAUGCGGUUUAUUGAAAGGAGCACUGAUACACCUUUUCUUCUUGUCCUGUCUUAUCUUCAUGUUCAUACUGCUCUAUAUGCUUCAGAAAAUUUCAAAGGAAAGAGCAAGCAUGGUUUAUAUGGUGAUGCAGUGGAGGAAAUGGACUGGAGUGUAGGGCAGGUUCUGGAUGUGCUGGAGAAGCAUAAUCUGAGUGACAAAAGUCUUGUAUACUUUACAUCUGACCAAGGGGCUCAUGUUGAAGAAAUCUCCAGUGCUGGAGAAGUCCAUGGAGGAUACAAUGGCAUAUAUAAAGGUGGAAAAUCAACAAACUGGGAAGGAGGUAUCCGUGUGCCAGGUCUUCUCCGUUGGCCUGGAGUGGUACAGGCUGGUGCCUAUAUUGAUGAGCCAACAAGUAACAUGGAUAUAUUUCCUACCAUAGUUCAACUUGCAGAUGCACAGUUACCCUCUGACAGGAUUAUUGAUGGACAUGAUCUGCUACCUUUACUUCAAGGAAAAGUUACUCAAUCUAAGCAUGAAUUUCUCUUCCAUUACUGCAAUGCAUAUUUAAAUGCAGUGCGCUGGCAUCCAGAAAGCAGUGAAUCUGUCUGGAAAGUCUUCUUCUUCACUCCAAACUUCAGUCCUGAGGACUCCAAUGGUUGCUAUGAUUCUCACGUUUGCUUCUGCCAUGGAGGAUUCAUUACACGACAUGAUCCUCCACUGCUCUUCGAUCUGUCCAGAGACCCUGAAGAGAAAGUCCCACUGACUCCAGAAACUGAGAGCCGUUUCUAUGAAAUUCUCAGGGUCGUACACCAAGCAGUAGACAACCACACCAGAUCCCUGCAUGCUGUUCCUAACCAGCUGUCUUGGGACAACCUUCUCUGGAAGCCAUGGCUCCAGCUCUGCUGCUCAUCUCUCCUUCAGUCUUGCUACUGUGACUAUGAGUCAGGAGGGAGUCCACUGCAGGUGCAUUUGGGAUAAAUGCAAUUCCCUUUCAGAAACUGGACCAGCAGAGUGUUAUUGAUGGGAUAUACGUGAUUCACAACUUACUAACAAGGAAGGCUCAAGGAGAAUGUGCUGCUCUGAUACUUGGAAACUGACUUUCAAUCUGUCAUGUAAUGAGCUCUGCUCUUGUAACAUGGUGCCUGUUUAUAGGAUAUGUCAGUUUAAACGGGGAGUUCAGCUUCAGAGGGUAGUGUAUUCUUCUACAGUAUUGUUUAACAGUAUCAUAUCCUAAUUUGUGACAGAGUCCCUGUACAGCCCAGAGCAAGUCAUUUAACUCAUUUCUCAGUUCUUCUGUUGCACUCGGAAAAGGAAAACAGUAUUUCUCAAACUGCUGGGAAUACUGAAAGAACAGAAAAUGCUGAAAGUGGUAAGCUGGUAAAGGUAAAGGUGAACUUCUAGUACCUUCUCUAUAGAAGACACAAUUUAAAAGGUGGAAAAAUAGGAUGUAUAAGAUCCCCCUAUAUGAGGCAGUAGGUGAUACCCUUAACUUGAGGUCUGGAGAUGGGUUCUGUGUGUAGUUUAGUGCAUGUGGGGUUGUGAUCUGGAGGAGAGAGAAUAGAUGGCUGAGAAAGAUACACACUUGGGAUUCAGAAAAGUUAUAAGACCCAUUUUUAUAAUUAUAUUUAUUCUCUUCUUUAGCAGUCAGAAAACUACAUGGAAUAAUAAAUUAUGUUUUUCCCUCUGGGACUGGAUGUCACAGGUUCUCAGCUCUUAAAAAUGCUGACUUGCCUCCAAUUAUGGUCAGAAAAAUCAAAAGUAAAAAAAGAAAAAGGGAAAUAGGAGCUUUGGAGAGAGGUGUCAGCUCACUUAAAUCCAACUGAAAGUUUGCAGAGAACUAAUAGAAUCUGUUCUGUAUACUUCACAGGUCAGUGAGAAUCAUCACUUGCCAGCAAGCGUUUAUUUCACACUGUAGUAAUGGGAAAUCUGGGUAUUCAGAUAUGUGGACAGUGUAAAAACUUUCACUUAAGAUAUCACUUGAUAUCGGAAAAAAU
Vidua macroura (Pin-tailed whydah) is the source of this 2790-nucleotide messenger RNA. It is a transcript of the gene STS, whose product is annotated as steroid sulfatase. Lineage: Eukaryota; Metazoa; Chordata; Aves; Passeriformes; Viduidae. The coding region runs from base 20 to 1774 and encodes 584 amino acids. The transcript has 11 exons. Gene Ontology annotation, molecular function: arylsulfatase activity. The record is from RefSeq and is a predicted model, not a curated record.